CCGCGAUUGUUGCCGCAUUCGUCGGUCUGCACCGAGGUUCACGUGACCGGGGUAUCUGGCAUUUUUUUUCUCCGACGAUUAGGGUCUUGGAAAACACCAGGAAAAGGUCCACACUAUUGCAAAGGGCCACGGUUUUCGGAGAGGGCAAGAUAUGGAUAUAAAAGAGAAGUCUUGCUGUCGGCAGUCGUUUCCAGAGAGACGAAAAGUGGCUGGUGAAUGGGUGAAUACGGGACUGUGAAGAGAACUGAAAUGUCUGACAACACAAGAGAUAACGAAAAAGAUAACGAGAUGGUUGAGACCAACAGUGAACAGAUAACCGAUGGAUCGCAGGACCAGGAGUAUCAGUACUACGGGAAGGACGAGGAGGGACAGGAGCGGUCUGUGGACGAAGAAAGGGCGGAGUUGGAGCUCCAGAGAGUGGAUUCGAUCAAGUCAGUGAGAGACGCAAUUCCUGACAAAUUCACGGGCAGAGGGUUGACGUCGGUGAUUGGAUGUGCAUUCUUCAACUUCAACACCUGGGGCGCCAACUCGGCGUACGCGCUCUACUUGCAGGAGUACCUCAAACACAGCGAUUUCGAGGGUGCCACAAAGUACUCGUAUGCCAUUGUCGGUGGGCUUGCAUUCAGCUCUGGCUUGAUCUUCUCCCCCUUGAUCAACCUACUGGUUGGCACCAUUGGCAUUAAGCCCACCAUCUGCGUCGGUGUCCUGAUAUACUUUGCUGCGAUAAUGCUGGCCUCGUUUGCAACCAAGCUCUGGCACAUUUAUUGUACCCAGGGAGUGCUGUCCGGCGUGGGGAUGGCUCUCAUCUGCGUUGCUAACAUCAACAUUGUUCCUCAGUGGUUCAAAGGAGGCCCCGGUGGUAAGAGAAACGUUGCGAUGGGUAUUCAAGCCGCCGGAUCGGGCCUGGGUGGUAUAAUUUACAACAUUGGUUUGGAGCCCUUGUUGCGGAGAAAAACCUUCAGAUGGUCCUUGCGGGCACAGGCAAUAAUGUGCUUGGGCUUGAAUAUCCUUGCCGUUCUUCUUGUCAAAUCUAGAAACGCGUCCAUCAAACCUGUCUUCAAGGUUUACGAUCGGUUGGUCUGGAGCAACUUCGGGUGUCUAUGCUUGGUCUUUUAUAUCAUGUUCACCUUGUUUGGCUACGUGGUGUUGAUGUACAACUUGGGAGACUUUACCAGGUCGAUGGGUUACUCUUCCGAGCAGGCAUCAGUCGUCUCGACAAUGGUGGCAGUGGGCAUUAUCUACGGACGGCCUUCGGUCGGCAAGGUUGGCGAUAUCAUCGGCCCAGUGAAUGUGACCAUAUUGGCUUCGUGGCUAGUUGCUUUGUUCACUUGGUCCAUGUGGAUUCCCUGCAGAAACUAUGCUACUGCCAUUGUCUUUGCCAUGUUUGUUGGCUCUUUGAUGGGGACUAUUUGGUUGACCAUGGCCAGCAUCAACGCGUCCAUAGUGGGGUUAAAGAAGUUUGGCAUUGCCAUGUCUAUUAGCUGGAUUGCCUGCGGUGCCUUCGGCUUUGCAUCUCCGAUAAUUGGUAUCGCUUUGAAGAAAAAUGGGCCUGCAAACCCAACCCAGUACCAACCUCCUGCAAUCUUCGUUGGAUUGUGUUAUUUCAUGGCGGGCGUCACUUUGGUGGUGCUUCGUGGAUGGUUGAUUUCAAGAAACAGCUAUGUCAAAGAAGAGACAGAAAACGAAGAUGACGUCUUAGAAAUCACGGUAUCUCCUAAGGAGACUAUAUCAAACUUGUUUGCAUACAGAAAAGUCUGAGAAUCUCGGAAUUAAAAAAAAUAGCUAUUCAAAUCUUUAUAUAGAAGUACGCAGUCUUUAAUAUUUAAUAUUUAAUAAUGGUCAUAGUAGU
Messenger RNA from Pichia membranifaciens NRRL Y-2026, 1849 nucleotides. RefSeq lists its product as hypothetical. Gene Ontology annotation, molecular function: transmembrane transporter activity. The transcript has a single exon. Gene Ontology annotation, biological process: transmembrane transport. The record is from RefSeq and is a predicted model, not a curated record. NCBI's taxonomy places the organism in Eukaryota, Fungi, Ascomycota, Pichiomycetes, Pichiales, Pichiaceae. The coding region runs from base 250 to 1758 and encodes 502 amino acids.